GGGAGUCCCGGCGCUGUCCGGCUUUGAGCAGCGGGUGGAGAGGGGUGUCUGUGUGUCUAGGGCGUGGUCUCUCUCCAACAGGUGCUGGUGGAAGUCACGGAUCUCCGGCUGCUCUCUCCCCUUCUCGCGUAUCAGCCGUCAAGACAACUCCCUCACCUGCCGACCAGGUGAGAGGCUGGCUGUCAGCACCUCCAGUGUGGUCCCGGUGACCGAAACCAGGCCAUUACCGAAAGCGGAGGGUACCGGAGGGGAGAGAGAGGGGGUCAAAGAGGUGAAAGGAGGGGUUACUCAACCGCCUUUAGGGUGUACAGGGAAAGGAGAGAGAGCGCGAAAGACAGACAGACGCAGACCCAGUGGAGGCGAUAGAAGAGGGAGGGAGACGGACAGGCGUCUGAAAUCUGGGAGAAAGCCAGAGAGACUCGGUCAGAAAGAGACGUUAAAUCAAAGGGACCACAUGAGAGCAAUCAAACCGCAGGAAGUAUCUCGCGGGGGAAGAAAACCAGCAGCUACAGGCAAGCCCGAGUCAUCGCUUCCCCGGCUGGGAGCAGCGCGCUGGUGGACACCGAGAGGCCGGGACACCGCACUCGUAUUCCCAAACGCGGUGCCAGGGUGAGCGCGGCGUUAGCCCGGAGCCCAGCCGUUCGCCCCCGCGGCCACAUCACUUUCAGCGCGAACGCAACAGCAUCCACGCGGUCGGAGUUCCGACAGCAUCCAGCAAGCUACCCCGUUCCCAGAAUUGACAUAAACUUGCCCCAUCAAAGGUUCAGGAGCGCAGGGUAGGCGGAAGCCUCCAGUUCAAUCCUUACCUGUGUGUUGCCGGAUUACACAACACUCGCUAUUACAGUCUACAUACAGUGUAUCGGUUUUAAAAUAUUAACACAAUGAAGCGACUCUAUGAUGAAACCACCUCGGACAGUGACCUGGAGGAGACAAUAGACGUUGGAAGAGAGGAAUACUACUGCCCUGUGACUCGAUCAAGUUCACCAACUACAACGUCCCACAUUCUGGCACGGAAGAAGAGGCGUGGAAUUAUUGAAAAAAGAAGGCGGGACAGGAUUAAUAACAGUUUAUGUGAACUGAGGCGUUUGGUCCCAACAGCUUUCGAAAAGCAGGGAUCAUCGAAGUUGGAAAAAGCUGAGAUCCUGCAAAUGACUGUGGAUCACCUGAAAUUGCUCCGAUCAACGGGGGGUAAAGGUUACUUUGACCCUCAUUUGCUCGCCGUGGAUUACAGGAGCAUGGGAUUUCGAGAGUGUCUCGCUGAAGUCAUAAGAUACCUUAGCUCACUUGAACAAAUUCAAGGCCGUGAAGGUGCAGAUCCACUUAAGGACCGUCUAGUGUCUCAUCUCAACAAUUACAUGUCUGAAAUAGAGCCUUCACCAUCCUCCUGGAUCCACCGGGCCUGCACUUGGCCACAUUAUCACUUAGCCUCACUGUUCCCGCAGCCGGCAGAUGGAGCACAAUUAUCCUGCAGGGACUCUUUUCAUAAUCCAGCCUUCCUUACUGGCUCGGUGCUGGCAUACUCCAACUCGUCUCUGAGGGGAAUUCCUCUUGACAGAACAGCAUCUACUGUGAUGCCAUCUACUCACUGCCACCUCCCGAAUGUUACACCUUCCAACCUCCUGUCGAGCCUGACAUCUCCUAUUCACAGAGCCCUGUCCAACAUAGUGUGCACACUGCCUGGUGUUCCAUCCAACAUGAGCUCAGCUGGCAAAGUACUAACUAGUGUCCAUGCAUCUCCGCAGAUUACCCCACCCUUACUACCACCAGCCUGUAACUCCAGCACCAUUCAUACAACUGCCUCGUCCAUUCCAGGAUCUUUAGGAAGUUAUCACUCCAUGUCACCUUUCCAACUCAAUCCUUCCAGUCAGGCAAACAACCUGGGCACUCGUAAGCCCCAGAGAUCUUGGACAGCUGAGAUUGGGGCUUUCUGAAUCCAUUUUAAUUAAAGGGGGGGGGGGGAAUGACACUUUUUACAACAUCGUAAGAACAUACUAAGACAGAAAAUGUUCUGUUAAAUAUAAACAGUAAUACGUCUGACUGAAGUAAGAAAGAACUGUGUGUUACAAGGUGCAGAGGUUUCCUUCAGCAUUCUAAUCUGCGAAAUGACUGUUCUUUAUCUGACUAUAUUUUUCCAUAACUUACUCCACCUUUCCUGACAGCACUGCUUUAGCUUUUCUCAGAGAGAGAAAAAAAGGCUUGUGCUUUGAAUUUACCUUUGUUAGGAUAAGCAGGGCAGUGGUUGUCUUCAUUAAGAGUUCCAUCAUCCUUGAUCGCGUCAAGCAAAGUAAAUAUUUUCAGUUUGUUGUUGAUAUACAUUUUACUGGUUUGUUUUAAAAGACCCUGAUGAGGGAGAGUCACCGGUGUGAUGCAUGGGUUUACCAUUAAAUCUCAGUUGGCCUCCUCCUCCUCCUCCUCUUCCAAGUUUCCUUCACUCUCUUCCUUGCCAUCAAACUGCACAGAGCCGGUUUGAUUCUUAUCUGUCCAAUAAUAAGUGUUAAUUACUGAACAUGAUUAAUGUUAAUGUUGGCAUUGUUAACUUUGGUCGCCCUCAAGGAAUUGUCCUUGGCUGUUUCCUAUUUCUUAUCUCUGAGCGACAAAGGACCUGAUCGUAAAUGCAGCCGAUGACAAAAAAAAAUCUUUUUACACCCAUUCACUGACCCUAAAUUGGAGGAGUCUUUGUCUGACUUCCUAUCCUGGAUCAGCAGAAGUUUUGUCCCUCUACUAGUAUGACUACAGUUAUUGGUUUUGGUAGCCCACAAACCUUACUCAAAGGUUUGCAGUUUCAUUUAUUAUCAAUGUAUACAACUCUGAGAUUUGACCUCUCCAGAUAGCCACGAAACAAAGAACACCAUGGAAGUCGUUGGAAGAAAGUCUUCAACCUCGCACAAACAAACUCCAAGCCACUUUCAGUAACUAUAUCAAACUGAAGCAGUACAUUCCCCUCCCAUUUGACUCCAAGAUAAGCUUCCACCUGUAUGUAACUUCCAAUGCUAAGACAGCUUAUUACUUUCUCUUGUAACAUCAGCUCACUCUGCCCACCUCAAACCUCGUCCAUGCAUUCACUACUUUCAGACUUAACUGAAAAAGGACAUUCCCACUUUCUACUCUUUGUACUUGCAAUCAUUCCUAGCAGAUCCUCUCCUUCUGUGCGGUCCCUCAACCAAUGCUCGUACCUUCUCCCAGACCCCACUCAUCAACCAUCUACAUUAAUUCCUGAUUACACAACGUCUCAAUUUAAACAUCUUCAUCCCUGCUUUCAAAUCCCUCCCCGUCUCUGGAAAUUCUUCUGACCCCUACAGAACUCUGAAAUCUUGUGCAACCGAUAGUUUGCUCAUUCCGCCGCUGGUCAACUUGUCUUCACCUACUGUGGCUUCGAGCUUGGGAUUUUCUUCAUUAGUCUUCUUUACCUCUCAUUUUCCUUUCUAUCUUUAAGACGCUCCCUGAGGUGUACUGCUUCCAACAAGCUGUUGCUCAUCUGCUCUGAUUAUCUUGUAUGACCCUGUGUAAGGUUUGGUUAAACUACAAAGCACCAUGGGACUGUCUAAAACAGGGGUCCUUAACCUGGGAUCCACAGAUAGGUUCCAGGGUUUCUGUGAACUUGGAUGGGAAAAAAUUAACAUCUUUGUUUUCACUAACCUUAACUGAAAUUUAGCAUUUCCUUCAAUGGUGAAUGUAGGCAACAAACCACAGUAGCAUUAAGGGUACCUGUGACUUUGUCACCAAUAGGAAUCACAGUUGUUAAAAAUAUCACAAAUUGUUAAAUAUACAAAAUAUUGUAAUCCUAUACAUUUUAUUUUAUAUAUUUAAGGCUACACCAGACUGCCAAAGGGGUCCAUGGCAAAGAAAAGAUUAAGAACCCUUGGUCUGAAAGGUGCUAUGUAAAUACGUGGUGUUUUUACUUCUGUCAUUAUUUUCAAUUAUUAAAUAUUUUUGAGUCACUACAGGCAGUGCCCAGAUUCCAUACCUGAACUAUUUGUAAUUCUUGAAUUAUUCUUGCGAACUGUUCAAAAUCCAAACCGUUUUGUAAGUUGGAAAGGAGCAAGAGCAGCAUGUGGGAGAGGUUACAGAAAGAGUGGCGGUGGGAGAGCAAGCGGGCAUGGGCCGCCAAACAUCCUCGCUGUGCCAGUGAGCAAGUGAAUCAGUUCAGCAUUCCCAGCUCUGUUUGGCUUGACCCAGCUCUUGACUGGUGUGGCUCCAGGGAUAUAAAUGCCCUGUUCCCACCUGUCUGUGUCCCCACAACAGCUGGUAAGCCCAUCCUCACCCAUCCUGACGGCCCUUUGAGUGUCGAGGUGUACAUGGUGCCUGUAAUCAAUGCCACUGAUCAAGGUUGAUAGAUUUUUGAUUAGUCGGGGCAUGAAGGGUACAGGGAGAAGGCAAGAGAUUGGGGCUGAGGGAAAGUAGAUCAGCUACGAAGAAAUGGUAGAGCAGAUUUGAUGGGCCAAAUGGCCUAAUCAUGCUCCUACAUCUUAUGAUCUUACAAGUCAGGUGUUCAUAAUCUGGGGAGCACCUGUAUCAAUGAUCUGCAUUUUUCUCGUUGACUACAGUCAAUUCUCAUCCUUGAUAGUGCUGAGCAGAGGACUGGUCCUUUAAUUAUGGCAAUUGCUUUGUCUGUCCAGAAGGCAGUAUUUCCCAAACUUGCCCAAAAACAACAAAUGGCAGUUAAAGCUGGGACUUAAUAACUUGGGUUUCAGUAUUUGCAGACUGAAUUGCCAAAACUACUAGACCAUAAAAAAAAAUUACUACCUAGAAAGUCAUCUAUCAUAGGUAGCAUUACCUAAGCAUAGUAUCGUGUAGCCUCGUGAAUUUCAAAGGCAGGUUAUGCUGCUGUUUCUGUGCAGCAUGUGGAAGAGUUUAUCGGCACGUGUUUCAUUUCAAUGAUCGAGGGUCUGUGCAGUCCAGCUCUUACUUGUUGAGAGAAUGUGCAAGAAAAACCGGGCCCAAUCAAAUGUUCAUUUCGUACGACUGCAAGCAGAGGAUGAAGUGUUUCAAAUGCAAGCAGAGCUAUAAAUUUGGAACAACACUGACAUUAGUGUCUCCGGUGUCUGAAGUAUGAGGUUUCCAGCUGGUACUGGAGCCAAGAUCCGUUGGAUAUUUUCAAUACAGCAAUAGGAACAAAAUUAAUAUAUACUAGAAAUGUGAGCAGAGAUAUGGCUGAAUAUGUAUAAUGCUUCCACAGGUACUUAUAAAGUUGUACAGCACAGAAAUAGCCUCUAAUGCCCAUCUUGUUCGCACAAGGCAUUGUACCUAUCUGUAUUAAUCCUACCUGCCCUCAUUAAGUAUGUAGCUAAUUAAUGACAUGUACAGUAUGUUGACAAUAAUUAGCCUGCAUAAUCAGGUAACAUGUAUUGCAAACAGAUCGGACACGUGCAGUACUGUGGAAAGGACUUGAGCACCUAUUUACAGUAUUUGCACAGUACUGUAUUUGUCACCCUGGAGUGGAGAGCGAGUUUGUAAAGCUGGCAGGAGCAAAGGAUGUUGGGGAUGGCCAGGGUGGAGGAGUGUAGGACAGGUGGCAGAGAGGAGUGCCAGGGGUGGGGGUGGUGUGGGUGCAGACACACCCAGCUCUGAGAUACCAGGCAAGGUCAGUUGAUUCAAAACAAUUGGUUUACUGAUCGUUACAGAACAUCUCUCUGGUGCUUCCCUCUCCCCCUUUUCCCAACCAUGAUUUCCCUCUCCCUGCCCCCUUCACACUCUGUCCACAAUAGAGACCCAUAUCAGAAUCAGGUUUAUCAUCACUCACAAAUGUCAUGAUUUUUGUUACUGCAGCAGUACAGUGCAAUACAUAAAAUCACUACAGUACUGCGCAAAAGCCUUGGGCUUCCUAGCUAUAUUUAUGUGCCUAAGACUUUUGCACAGUACUGUAAGGUUGAUGUUUCAUGUUUUGAUAUUUCAACACAAUGAAAUAUCAAUUUUGAAGUGAUUUUUGUCAGAAGUACUUAUAAAUUACUUGAAUUCACCAUCUGAUCCAGAUGGUGCUGUAAUUCAGGCAAGAGUGGGUUGGCAUCCUUCGUUGCCCAGUUUCCAUUAGUCAAAGUUCACAGUGCUGCCAAGAUUCACUAUCUCCCCUCUGUUCCGUCACUCAACCAACGUUUGUCCCUUCUCCCAGACUUGUCACCCUUAUGCACCAGCUCUGACCAGCUUCUUAACAGACCAGUCUCCUGAUCUUCCUUCUCCCCUGAACAAGUACUCCCUGCAAAGUCUAUCCCUGCAUGGUGUGUCCAGGCGAGGUCUCUUUUACUCAGAAUUUCAUUCUGGUUUUUUACUUUGUUUUAAAAACAUAUUUGAUAAAUCAGUGGCAGCAUUUUUCUCGGAAACGAUGACAUCUCACUUGUGCUGGGUGAUAUAUUGCACGUCAGGAUAAAAGCUCAGUCCGACAUUGGGACUGGAGUGUCUUGCUACUUCCAGUGUUUGGCAGUCUGUCCAGGUGAUGUCACUGGCCAAUAAAAGCUUAGACUGCAUUACCCCAAUUAACUGUAGUCCAGCUUUGCUGACAGCCCUGUAAAUAAUAUAGACGGAAUCCUCAAAUUGCAUUAAAUGGAGAAAAAUAAUUAAUCUCAAUGUAACACAAAAUUGUCACAGGAACUCAGCGGGUCAGGCAGCAUCUAUGGAGCGGAAUAAACAGUUGACGUUUUGGGUCAAGAUCCUUCAUUUCUACUCCUGAGUCAUGAGCCCUGAUGAAGGGUCUCAGCCUGAAACAUCCACUGUUUAUUCCCCCCCCAUAGAUGCUGCCUGACCUGCUGAGUUCCUCCAGCAUUUUGUGUGUUGCUCUGGAUUCCCAGCAUCUGCAGGAUCUCUUGCAUUAAUCUCAGUGUAGAUAUGUUUAAGGCCACCCACUUUGCAACUAAAAAUAGCCAACGAAAUCUUGUAAUUUACGAGAAGUUAGAUGUGGGGGUGGCUCUGGGAAAAAAAUGGUGUGCUCUUGACCACAGAAAAUUCAGCAGGUGCUGGAAAUGAUCAAAUGCAAAUAGAAUGUCAGACUUUGUAUCUUGUGCUCUGGAAUACAAGGAGUUGGAAGUUAUCCUACAGCUAAAUGACCCCUGGUUAGGCCACAACUGGAAUACUGUGAUCAGUUAUACACCAUAACAGGGGAAGGAUGCUUUGACAUUGAGCUGAUUGCUUUUUUGUUAAACAUGUUAAUGGUUAUGGUUAAAAAUAUAAGUAGGUAAGGCUAGGUCAAGAAUUGGAAUUGAUCUUUUUGAAUGGCAGAGAAUGCUCAAGUGGUUCACGAGCCCAUUUCUGCUUCUAAUUAUCUGAAACCAUUUAUGUGCACCACAAAGAUUUAUUUAUUGUAAAAUUGCAAACGAUGCACAUGAAAGCUCAGCAAAGUUCAUUGGAAGACCUCAACCACAAAGCUUCUAGUGGGAGAUGAUCCUGUGAAAUGUUCUUGGAUUGUCGCAGAGCUAUUCCUUAAUCAGGGGAAUAUCAUUCAGGCAAAAUUUGUAAUAAAUGAGUUCUAAUUAUAGAGAAGUUUGUCCUUGAUCUCGAGCUCAGGAAUCUACAUGUUGUGCUUGUCAAUGGUUUCGCUGACUUCCAUUGAUUUCAUACACUGGAUUCGAGCAUAUGGAGCUGGGUAUAAUCAUUAGCCAAUAAAUCCAUUCCCCAUGCUACAUGAACUUGAUGGUGAUCUUAUUAGGCUAUACUCAACUCCAGGUUCAUUCCAUUGACAUCAGAGGCAGAGAAUAACGGGUUGAUGCUUCUUUGUGAUAAAAGUCAUCUCCAUCGACCAUAUUAGCAAAGUGUUAGCAGGCUAAGCCCUACAGCAAUGAGAUAUCAGGAGCGCAAUUUGAAAGAAGAGGGGUUGGGUGGGGGAAAGUGCUCUUGUGUAGGUGUCCCCUUCAGUUGUUCGUCUGUCGUCGAAGUGACCAGGCCAUAAAUCCCAUUCGUUUCUAUAGCAAUAAUGCAGACCAUGCGUCGUGCGACACCUUGUGGUAAAGACUGGCAACGACAUUCUUUUCUCUCGAAUUAAUUUUAUCGAAGCGAAGAUGAAGCAUUCCAUAAAUUCAAUCCCACUUCUUCCAAUAUUAUUUCUUUAAUCUUCCCCUCAUCCUGGAUGCACUUCCUGCAGGCGUGUGGUGAGAUUGCUCUGUCCCUCAUCACCAGCAAUAGUUAAUAAUUAUACAGGAGUUCCAUGUAAAAGGAUAGCACACAAAAUGCCGGAGGAACUCAGCAGGCCAGGCAGCCUCUGUGGAAAACAGUUGUCUCUGACCUGAUGAAGGGUCUCGGGACUGAACGUCGACUCUUUACUCUUCUCCAUGGAUGCUGCCUGACCUGCUGAGUUCCUCCAGCAUUGUUUGUUUGUGUGUGUGUGUGUUGCUUUGGAUUUCCAACAUCUGCAGCAGCUUUUCUCAUGUUUCCAAGUACAGUAAAAGGAUAUUAAGCGCACACACAAAAAAACAGAAAUCAGUAAUGAAUUUUGGGAGGAGAGCAAGCUGCAAACGGAAAAGUUUCGGGACGAUUUUAAAAACAGUGGACUAGCUUUUCAGGGCAAUAUUUCUGAGAGGAUUCCUAUUUACUCCCCAAGCCUGUAGGUCAAUUAAAAGAGAAAUUACAAAAAGGGCAAGUCACUGAAUUUCCUUCAACAAAUCCUGAUAUCUAUAUCCUAGUCAGUACUUCACUCAAUAGCAUAGUUGGGAAUCAGCUGGUUCUAUCCAGCUGACCCUUGCACACUGAAUGGAUGAAACACUCUUGAGAUCACGCAGUACACACUAUACACUAAUGUAUAGAAUAAUGGUAUAAUUAAAGCCAACAAAUCGGGGAAAUAUGUUUAUGUAAUGGAUUUUUAAUAUAAUAUAGAUAACAUUAUUAAGUGAAGAUCUGAAGAGCUUAUUGGAACAGGUAGAAAUACUAUUAAAACUCUAUGCAGCCAAUCAGUAUGUAAUUGCUGAAUUAAAUACAAUUGAUCUCUCACUGUGUGGGAAAGCCAUAAGAAACUCUAUUGUAAAUCUGAAAUAUAAUAUAGUGGAAUCUAGAAGGUGUGUAUUUUCAAUUUGUACUGAAUUCUGUAUGAUUGAAUGGUUUAAUUAUCUGCA
This is a messenger RNA of Hypanus sabinus (Atlantic stingray), 9029 nucleotides long. RefSeq names its product hairy/enhancer-of-split related with YRPW motif protein 1-like. Bases 882 to 1931 code for a protein of 349 amino acids. Gene Ontology annotation, biological process: regulation of neurogenesis; regulation of transcription by RNA polymerase II; anterior/posterior pattern specification. The record is from RefSeq and is a predicted model, not a curated record. The transcript is spliced from 5 exons. Gene Ontology annotation, molecular function: RNA polymerase II cis-regulatory region sequence-specific DNA binding; DNA-binding transcription factor activity, RNA polymerase II-specific; protein dimerization activity. NCBI's taxonomy places the organism in Eukaryota, Metazoa, Chordata, Chondrichthyes, Myliobatiformes, Dasyatidae. Gene Ontology annotation, cellular component: nucleus.